CUCUUCCACCGCAGCAAGGUGAGAGAGAGAGAGAGGCCGGUAGCAGGAGAGGAUAUAGGUAGAGUGAGAGAGUGAGUGAGUGAGCCCACCGAGGUCAGAAGGAAGUCACGUAGGCCCACCAUGUUCGGCAAGUUGGGCAAGUUCAUGGAGUCGGCGUCCAAGCUCGUGACGGGCAAGGCAAGCAACCCGGUUGACGAGUUUACCACUCUGUGGUCGGAGAUCAAUGACUUUUUCACAAGGCCUCAUGAUGAGGACGUGCCGGUCAAGGAGACGUCACUACCGUGGCGAUUGGAGCGGAUGCUCAAUGUGCUGGUCAAAGAGCAGGAGAGGAUGGCAGAGGCGGGAGCAGCGGCCAACGAGAGUGAGGAUGCAAGCGCGUCGGACAGCAGCUCGCGGUCGUCAAACUCGAAGCGCCGCCGUCGUCCAAAGGCCUCCAUCGCUGCAGGACCAUGUAUGGAAGAGUUCAUCGAGAAGCGCAUGCUGCAGACGCUGUAUUCGUUCGCCAAGGCCAACUACCCAUAUGGCAUGCACGCCCUUGUCCUCGACUUUACCGCCGAGCUACUGAGCAACUCGCAGACGUCGCUCAUCCCGCACGUCGGCAUCCAUGCCCCACUCAACAAGCUCAUCGACGCCUCGCUCGCCUCACGCGACGCCCGCUACUUUACCAGCUUCCUCAAGCUUCUUCGUGCGGUGUGCAAGGUCCUCGUCCGCGACCCCUCGCUCAUCCAGUUUAUGAUUGUUGAGACCGCCGAUAGCCCGCCGACCAUGCCUGUUCUCGUCGGCCUCGGCUACUCGAUGAACGUCGAGGUCGAGCAGAGCUCCGACGCACGCGCUCGCAUGGGCACCAUGGCCCGCUCCGCCAUCCUUGCCCUCCUCACCACCCCCUCAGGCCGCCUCCGCAGCGCUGUCCUCGCCGCGGACCUGCCCGAGUCGAUGGUUAAGGCACUCGGCGCUCUCUUCGCCGCCCUCCCGCCCGCCGAGUCGGCUGCCGACGCCAGCGCCAACCCGCUCCGCACCGCCCUCCAGGACCAAGCCGAGUUUGUCGGCAACGUCGCCCGUCUCGGCGGCGGCUCCAUUGCCCGUGCUGCCGCCAACGCCAUCACCGCCUCGUUCCUCGGUCCCAUCCUCGGGCCGGCGCUCGAGGCCACCAUCGACAAUCAGGCCGAGACUGCCAUGCGCAACGCUGCCGUCGUUGUCCGCGCCCUCGGCCACCCGGCGCUUGUCGACGCCCUCGGCGCCUUCCUCUUUGGCCCGGGCGCGCCGCUCCGCAGCACACUCAUCAACCGCGUCGAGGCCAUGUCGGAUGCCGUCGCACUCGCCGCACUCGAUCUCUUUGUCGCCCUCCUCAGCGGCUACUCGGGCUGCGUCCUCGAGCACCUGGUCCUGUGCGAGCUUCGUCCCGCCAGCGACCUCCUCGCUCCGCUGCACGAGCGGACCGGCGGCUCGCACAACGCACUCGAGGCCUUCCUCGCUCUCGGCGUCGUCCACAACCCGUCGUCGCAGCCGCGUCUCGACUACGAGGGCUACCUUCUCGACGCCCAUGCCCGCCUCGCCGCCUGCCUCCAGGCCUAUACCCUCUCGCGCGAGCAGGCAACCGAGCUUGUCGUAGCUGCGCCUCCCGCCGAAGGCGGCCCGCCCGAAGGCGCCUUUCUUGCCGUCAUCUUCAACCGCCUGGAGGCCCUCCUCGAAUCGCCGCUGGAAAUCAACCUCGCAGUCACGCACAUCGUCUCGCUCCUCGCCGUCUACCCCUCUGAGCUCCUUCAUGCCGUCUUGCUUAAUCCGUCGCCGCUCCGCGCCGGCGCCGACAUGCGCACCCUCUACGCCAUCCUCGCCCAAGUCGCCGACGAGAUCGCAGGCCGCUCGCGUCGCCAGAACGACUUUGCCGCAAAGCUCGACGCCGCAAAGCGCUCACUCGGCAUGGACACCGCCCGCGGCGCCGGCGCCGAGGCCGAGGCCCGCAAGCUCGACACCUUUGAGACCUUUGGCCGCGAAGACUUUCUGCAUGGCGUCCUCGUCUUUGAAGAGUUCUGCAAGGAUCUCGCUGGCGUUCUCCUCGCCAAGGCGCCGCUCGCCGCCGCACCGCCGCCCACAGCGCCGGCCUGCGACCCACUAGCUGCCGAGCUCCUUGCCGCCGUCCUCGAAGCCGACGAGGCCGAGGAAGAGGCCGCAAGCACGCCGUUGACCUGACGCGCGCGCGCCAGCGUUGGUGCAUAAACCGUGCCGG
Molecule: messenger RNA, 2224 nt
Organism: Thecamonas trahens ATCC 50062
Lineage: Eukaryota; Apusomonadida; Apusomonadidae
Exons: 2
Coding region: 121-2187 (688 amino acids)
Source: RefSeq, a predicted model, not a curated record